CCAUCAGACUAACUAAAAGCUCCAGGUUUUCCAAAGAUUUCACAUUUCUUAGUGUGCUGGGUGCAGGAGGCUUUGGGUGUGUGACUAAAGCCCAGCACAAAGUGGAUGGAAAAACGUAUGCCGUGAAGAUUGUGAAGGAUAUGGGAGAAGCCAAUCGUGAAGUGAAAGCGCUGGCUACCUUGGAACAUUCUAGCAUUGUUCGCUACUACUCGACUUGGUCUGAGGAUGCCAAUUGGGUCGACGGAAGCUACAGCACAGAGUCGUCAGUCCUGUCUAAAAUCUCAGAAGACUCGGACAAUUAUUCAGACCAGGGAGAUGGAUCUACACAUGUAACAAACCAAUCAGAUUUAGACCUGUCUGAAACAGCCAGUGAAGACCAAGCAAACCACUCAAUGACCGAUUCCAGCUCAAGAAAUGGGGACUGGCUUUGUUUGUUCAUUCAGAUGGAGUUCUGUGAGGGAGGGACACUGAAGGACUGGAUUAUCAAAAAUAACGGUAGAAGUAAGGACGAGGCACUUGGAAUAUUUCAGCAAAUGCGGUGCGGAGUGGAAUACAUCCACUCCAAAGGACUUAUUCACAGAGACUUAAAGCCAGAGAACAUAUUGUUUGGAAGUGAUGGCAUGGUGAAGAUUGGAGACUUUGGUCUUGUGACCACUAUCACUACUCCGAGUGCAGCUUCAAUGUACAGGACCGUCAACAAAGGAACACCAUUAUACAUGAGCCCUGAGCAGAAGACUGGGGGGAAAUAUGAUGAGAAAACUGAUAUAUUCUCUCUGGGAAUGAUAUAUUUUGAACUCCUGUGGGACAUGUCCACUGUCUCGGAGAAGAUCAAGGUGUUCGAGAGCCUGCGGACACAGAUAUUUCCUUGUAACUUCUGUAAGAAGUUUUUCUUCGAGCAUAAACUCAUCAGUAAAAUGCUGUCAGAGUCACCUGCAAACCGGCAAAACGCCAAAGAGAUUGCUGCAUUCCUGAAACGCUGCCUGCUCCAAAAUCAAACUGGACAACUACUGAAAACUGUAUGAAAUGUUGUAGGGUAGUGGCUUGAAAUGCUUGUGUAGAACACUGAGAGUAGAAUAGAUAUGUCAUAUUCAAGACAGGGUUAGAGCUCAUAGUGACAGUCAUGUCUCAACUGAAGCAGCAAACGCUGUCUCUUUUUUUUUUCUACAGUACAGUUUCUCAAAUGUGAUAACUUUUUAAAAGUUGGUGAUUACAUAGAAUAGAGGGUAAAUUGUAAUAUUAAUAUUAUGUGUAGGAUUUUUCUAGGGGUCUACCACAUAAUUCUAAUGCUGAAACCAAGGUGUACUUUUUAAAAUUGUAUUUAUUUUUAUUUAACCUUUAUUUAACCAGUUAAGACCCAUUGAGGUUAAAAACCUAUUGUGGCUGGCAAGAAGGCAAAACAGGGAAAUAGCAGCGUGUAAAUAAAAUAUUACAGAAAAAUACAAAAGACAAAGUGUCACAAGUUCCAGAAACAAUUGAAGAUUAGAAACAACUGGAGCUGUCACAAACAGUGUCGUCGAUCAGAGAAUUAAAAACAGGCAAGGACACUAACUUUUAUAUAUUUUGAAGCAUGUUCCAGGAUGAAGGGGCAUUAUGGGAAAAAUAUUGUUUCCCCAUCUCAGUUCUAGCCUUAGAAACAGACAAGGACAACAGCCACUGUGAACGAAGACUGUAGUGAGUGACUGAUCUGGUCAGUAAUCACAACAUGUACAGGGUUGAAAUGAUGUCAAAUUUUAUUGUGAUCAUUUCUUCUUCAUAACUUUCUACUUAUAACAAGGGCACAUUGACAGAAUCAUGGAGUUUAUUUAAAAGUAAAUGAAAACAUGCAACAUUGAAUGUUUUUACAGGAAAAUGGGUACUCAUAUGGUUUCUUCCUUCCUAAUGUCUUUUCAUAACUAUGCAACUUGUGGGCUUUUUUAAUUAACGUGAUUUAUAAUUAAAUGUUGCAGUCGCAUACUGUAUUAAGAGCUUAUUAAAUAAAUGUCCAACACCAA
Coregonus clupeaformis (lake whitefish) is the source of this 1991-nucleotide messenger RNA. RefSeq names its product interferon-induced, double-stranded RNA-activated protein kinase-like. Lineage: Eukaryota; Metazoa; Chordata; Actinopteri; Salmoniformes; Salmonidae. Gene Ontology annotation, biological process: protein phosphorylation. The transcript is spliced from 9 exons. Gene Ontology annotation, molecular function: ATP binding; protein kinase activity. The coding region runs from base 141 to 1022 and encodes 293 amino acids. The record is from RefSeq and is a predicted model, not a curated record.